This is a messenger RNA of Camelina sativa (false flax), 1171 nucleotides long. Lineage: Eukaryota; Viridiplantae; Streptophyta; Magnoliopsida; Brassicales; Brassicaceae. The record is from RefSeq and is a predicted model, not a curated record.
UAAUUUUGUUUUCCGAUUCUGGAUUUGCUCUCGAUUGAUGCUAAAUUGGUCACGUUAUCUAUCAAUUUGAUGCUUCUAUAUAGUCGCUAUAUAGUCGCAGAUACGGGUUCGGAUGUAAUUUGGAGCAAUUUCAGGAUCUGAGGUGUCCUAGAGAUUUCAACGGAGCGAAGAUUUGGGGUCUGUAUUGAUUUAAUGCAAAUUCUCUUAAGGUUUUAGUGGGAUUUUUUUCCGUCUAGAAAUAUGGAGUUGUCCGUCUCUCCUCAAACCCAGAAGAUGAACUUGCAAACUCCCCGUAAAAGCUCACUUUCAGGGUCUAGGAAAGAUUUGUGGUUUGCUAUUCGAGAAGGGUCAUUGGUUGAUGUGGAUUCAGCACUGACCACGCUGAAGAAGAGCGGUGGCAAUAUUAAUUUAAGGAAUGCCUAUGGUCUGACUCCUCUGCAUAUUGCUAUCUGGAGAAACCACAUUCCUAUUAUUAGUAGACUUCUUGCAGCUGGCGCUGAUCCAGAUGCUAAGGAUGGAGAAUCUGGUUGGAGUAGUCUUCACAGAGCUUUGCAUUUUGGACAUCUUACGGUAGCUAGCGUACUCAUCGAGUCAGGUGCUUCUUUUACUCUAGAAGACAUAAAACUGCAGACACCGGUUGAUUUGGUCUCAGGUCCAAUAGCUCAGGUUAUUGGCGAGCAAUAGAGUUCAGUGGCUACAGAGGUUUUCAGCUGGGGAAAUGGUGCAAACUACCAACUUGGGGAAAUGGUACCAUUACUUUUAAAUUCCUGCUGAAACAAAAAGCUUGAAACUUCAAACCUCAUUUCAUCUUUGUUGGAUACACUUGUUGAUACGUAUGUCUUUUAAGUUCCUACUAUGUCGCAUAUGGUGUUUCAGAGCGUCGUUGCUCCCAAACCCUUAUCUCCACUCAAACCCUGUUUACCUAUCCCUCGUCCACUACCCAAUCUGCCUUGUAAGCUCCGUCGUGGCUUCGUUAGGGCUUCCUCCUCUUUUCUUGUUGAUGAUUCAGUUUCGGGUCUUGAGCGCUGCUUACAAUUGCCUACGGGAGUUGAGUUACGCCCUUCUUCCUCUGGUUCCUUCUCUGCUAGUACUCAGAUGUGUCUUAUGAUGAAAGGCAAGUUUGGUUCCGUAGGAGCUGUUACUUUGGAAAAGGGGAAGCUUGAUAUGACCC